GGGAGCAGAGAGAAAGAGGGAAGUCAUGGCGCUGCUCUUCGUCGCCCUCCGCGUGGUCUUGGGCCUUUUCUUCGUGAUCACCGGAGCCGUCAAGCUGACCGAUCAGAUUUCGAGCGAAGUUUACCGGCAGAUGAAAUCCCAGUUUGUGCAGUUUGCUGAUGUUUUCCCCUUGAAGGAGUUUGGCUACAAGCCAGAGCCAGGCCGGUACCUCGAAGUGGUGGGCUGGACAGAAGUGGUGGCUGGUUUACUCUUGGCCUUUGGGCCACAGCUGUUGCAAGAGAUCAGCAACUUCGUCCUUACUAUCAUCAUGAUAGGUGCCAUCUAUACCCUCUUGGUUUUGAAAGAAUCCAUUGCCAUGUGCACCCCCGCCACUGUUUGCCUGGGUCUUCUGCUUCUCCUGAACAUCCGGGGAAGGGGGGGAAGUGCCAAGUCCAAGUUUGAGUGACAGGAAAUCAGCUUGGAGGGAAAGGAAGGAGGGAUUGGAAAUGAUGCUGCCGGGUUUUUUGAUGGCAUACUUGUGUUUCUGUUGUCCUGUUCUCUCUAUUGUGAUCUAAUUCCCUUAAACAUGCUAAUGAGAUAAGUUGCA
Molecule: messenger RNA, 586 nt
Organism: Gekko japonicus
Lineage: Eukaryota; Metazoa; Chordata; Lepidosauria; Squamata; Gekkonidae
Gene: TMEM35B
Product: ZMYM6 neighbor
Exons: 3
Coding region: 26-445 (139 amino acids)
Source: RefSeq, a predicted model, not a curated record